UUAAUUCCAAACACUUUUAUUUGUGACAGUUGUGCCGUUUGUCGCUCUGUCUUUAUUCGUUGCGGAAAGCGUCGCAUUCAAUUCCGGGCUUCCGUGAACGCAGCACGGAGUUCCCGUCAUUAGCAUCUUUAGCAAGAACGCCCAGAGAACCUGCUGAGCUGAGUCCACGCGAUCGACAGAGAACCAGUUCGGUUGGGAGCGCUACUGUCCAGUGGGUUCCUUGUGUCCAGACAUGGUCCAGGUUCGUGCCGUGUUUUUUGUUCUGGCUGUCUGUGCGUCAGUCACUUCUGGCUUGUCCGGGCCAGACGGCGGCCCGACCACUGCGUCGCUGGCGGUGGACUUGAGCCUGGCCAAGUCCACUCAACAGCGACACCUGGAGGCUCUGUUCAACAGGUACGGAGAGAAUGGCAGCAUCACGUUGUUGGGCCUAAAACAGCUCCUGCAGAACAUUGGACUGGACCGCAUCCGGAACGUGACGGUGCUACACACUGAGCAUCCCGGCCACCAUGAAGACCACCAGGGUCACGACCACCAUCAUCCUCACAGCCAUUACCACCACCACCACCAUCCCCAUGACUCGCUCGGAUCUAAGGUCCUAGAGGUGCCCUCGGAGCGAGAGACCGCGGAUCGCCAGCGCACCGUCACCCCAGGACCAGCUGCGGUUGCAGGGUUGGUCCUGGAUACGACACAUACAAGUGGAGAUGAACACCGAGACCACACAGACGAGGACCACAGUCACCACUCUGACCAUGGUCUGGUUGAGGUCGCCCACCCCUGUCAGAACGCUUCUACAAUCCUAUUGGCUCAUGGAUUGUCACAGGAGGCCAGUGUGACUGUGCAGGACUUCGCCUUCCUCUGCCCCGCCCUUCUCAGUCAGAUCGACGGCGGCAGCUGCAUCCAACACGGGACGCCCCACCAUCACGAUGAAGGCCAUCAUCAUCAUCACGACCACGGUCACGAUCACGACCACGGUCACGAUCACGACCACGGUCACGGUCACGAUCACGACCAUGGUCACAAUCACGACCAUGGUCACGGUGACACUGAGGAGCCACACCUUGUUGCCGGCAAAAGCAUGAAAGCAGCCUGGAUCAGGGGCUUCGUCUCCAUCUCCAUCAUCAGCCUGCUGUCUCUCCUCAGCGUGGUUCUGAUCCAGAUUAUGGACCGCGUCUUCUUCCAGUUCCUACUCAGCAUCUUGGUCGCCCUCGCGGUUGGCGCGCUGAGCGGCGAUGCGCUGCUGCACCUCCUACCCCAUUCUCAGGGGAACCACCAGCACCUGCAGAAGGACUCGAGCAGUUGGGACCACCUGGACUCGGUGUGGAAAGGUCUGACCGCGCUGAGCGGCGUUUACCUGAUGUUUCUGAUCGAGCACUUCCUGACGCUGGCCAAGAUCUACAAGGACCGGAAACAGAAGAAGAAGGACCAGGUGGAUCCGGAGAAGCAGAUGGCCCUAAUGGACCAGAACCUGAAGCCAACAGAAGAUGUGGAGACGAACGGCGCCGGGGCACUAGUCGGGGGCUCCAAAGGUUUACCGGAGUGCGGUGUGGCGGAGGAGGAGCAGGUGAUGCUGGCGCCGACUGCUUCGUACACGGCGGAGGACUGUGAGAACAAGUGCCACUCCCACCUUCACGACACGGUGGGGACGGCGGACAGUGAGCACCAUCACCACCACAACUACCACCACAUCCUGCACCACCACCACUCCCAGAACCACCACCCGCACAGCCACGCCCACCCCUACUCGCAGCAGCACUUCCAGGAGGCUGGCGUGGCCACGCUGGUGUGGAUGGUCAUCAUGGGGGACGGACUGCACAACUUUAGCGACGGUCUGGCCAUCGGUGCCGCCUUUACCCGGGGCUUGUCUGGUGGCCUCAGCACGUCAGUGGCCGUCUUUUGUCGCGAGCUUCCGCACAAACUUGGAGACUUUGCAGUGCUGCUGAAGGCCGGCAUGACAGUGCGACAGGCUGUGCUGUACAACUUCCUGUCGGCCAUAAUGGCAUUCCUCGGCCUGCUCGUCGGCCUCCUCAUAGGUCAAUACGCUGAGUGCGUCUGCAUGUGGGUGUUCGCCCUGACCGCCGGUCUGUUCCUGUACGUCUCGCUGGUGGACAUGGUGCCCGAGAUGCUGCACAACGGAGACAGUGGCUCCGGUCACUGUGGCUUCUUCCUCCUGCAGAACGUGGGAAUCCUGCUGGGCUUCACCAUCGUGCUGCUCUUCGCAGUCUUUGAACACCAGAUCGAAUGAGACGGGGCCUCUGAUAGACCUGAGCGUGCCGUGACCUCGGGCCUCUGAUGGAACCAUGUGACUCCAUGUGACUCCAUGUGACUCCAAAUGCACGUCUUAGUUCAUUUAUGUCUGGAAGUUUGGGUCCUAGAUCACAAACUGGCAUUCAGCUGGAACAGCUAAUAGGCUAGAGAUGACAUUAGCAGUAGUGAUGUAGUCGUGCAGCUUUAAUCGGGACAGUGACCCACACACCCCUGACUACAGGGCUUUUUUGUUACAGAGUCUGGUCUGGACUCAUUUUUAUUAACAAAAGAAAAGAACAUUUUUUCGUUUGAAGUGUUUUCCUGGAACAAUAAACGUGUGUGCACACGA
Molecule: messenger RNA, 2593 nt
Organism: Synchiropus splendidus (mandarinfish)
Lineage: Eukaryota; Metazoa; Chordata; Actinopteri; Syngnathiformes; Callionymidae
Gene: slc39a6
Product: solute carrier family 39 member 6
Exons: 12
Coding region: 233-2242 (669 amino acids)
Biological process (GO): intracellular zinc ion homeostasis; zinc ion import across plasma membrane
Cellular component (GO): membrane
Molecular function (GO): zinc ion transmembrane transporter activity
Source: RefSeq, a predicted model, not a curated record